AUCUUAAGCCACACGAUGGAUUCAGAAGCUCAUAAGAGGUCACCAAUCACAACAUCUUCAAACCAAGAUAUAUCACCUCAUAUUACAGAUGAUGGUGGAAUAAAACAUUAUUUGUGUGGCUGCGGCGCAGCUUUCAGCACUGUAGCCAUCACAUUUCCCAUUCAGAAGGUGCUCUUUCGGCAACAGCUGUAUGGAAUCAAAAUCAAGGCUGCGGUGCUUCAGCUGAGGAGGGAUGGACUUCAAAACUUGUAUCGUGGAAGUCUUCCCCCAUUGAUACAGAAGACAACUUCGCUGGCACUUAUGUUUGGUCUGUAUGGGGAUAUAUCUUACUUUCUCCGCAAGCAUAUCCAUUCCCCAGAUGUUGCAACCGGUAGCCUGGCAGCAUUACUUGCAGGGGCAACAGAAGCAAUUUUCACUCCGUUGGAAAGAGUUCAGACACUGCUUCAAGACCACAAGCAUCAUGAUAAAUUUACAAACACUUACCAGGCCUUCAAGGCGCUGAGAUGCCACGGAGUUGGAGAGUACUAUCGAGGCCUGAUGCCUGUGCUUUUCCGCAACGGGUUCAGCAACGUCCUGUUUUUUGGCCUUCGGGGUCCCAUUAAGGAGCACCUGCCGACCUCCGCAACCUACAGCGCGCAUUUGGUCAAUGAUUUUAUCUGUGGAGGCCUAUUGGGUGCCAUGUUGGGAAUCUUAUCUUUUCCCGUUAAUGUUGUAAAAGCUCGCAUGCAGUCUCAAAUUGGUGGGGAAUUUCAGUCUUUUCCCCAGGUUUUCAAAAUAAUCUGGUUAGAACGAGACAGGAAACUGACAAAUCUUUUCAGAGGUGCCCAUCUAAAUUACCACCGGUCCCUCAUCUCUUGGGGCAUAAUCAAUGCAACUUAUGAAUUCCUGUUAAAGGUUAUAUGAAAGAAAUAAUCAACUGAGUUCCACUUACCAAUUGACUAGAUCUUCAAAGAAGAACGUAGUUUG
Myotis daubentonii (Daubenton's bat) is the source of this 966-nucleotide messenger RNA. RefSeq names its product mitochondrial nicotinamide adenine dinucleotide transporter SLC25A51-like. Gene Ontology annotation, biological process: mitochondrial NAD transmembrane transport. Gene Ontology annotation, molecular function: NAD transmembrane transporter activity. The record is from RefSeq and is a predicted model, not a curated record. NCBI's taxonomy places the organism in Eukaryota, Metazoa, Chordata, Mammalia, Chiroptera, Vespertilionidae. Gene Ontology annotation, cellular component: mitochondrion.